CUUCUUCUUCCUUUCUUUCCCCCUGCUUUUCCAUCUUCUUUUUCCCUUCGUUCUCGCCUUCUCUUCCACAACCUCCGAAUUCCAACCUUCUCCAUUGAAGCCGUUUAGGAGCUUUCUCACUCCAUUCAAGCAGCCGCACCUCAUUCUCUCUCCAUAUCUCUCCUCCAUUGAACUCGUGCUCUUUAUUCUCCAUUGAAGCAGAUUCUGAGCUUUCUCACCUCCAUUGAAGCAGCUUCGAGGGUUUGUCAUUGAAGCGCGCACGGCUCCACCUCCACCACAACCACCUCCACCAUUAUUCAGCUUUGCAAAACCAGUCAUAAACUCUGCCCAUUCCUUCCUUCCUCUCUCCUUCGAACACUAUGAAUUCAUGAAAAUUAACUUCCAGUAGAUUCAAGCAUAAAUGAAUUCUUAUUUUCAUAUUUGAUUGGGAGAAUAAAAUGUAUUGAGCAUUUGGGUGAGAUUGAAACUCCAGAAAAAUGGCGGAAUGUGGGACUGUGCCAUCGAAUUUUAAGCUGCAAUUGCAAACAAAUGGGUCUUGGUUCAAACCCCAGAAUUCAUACCCGUAUCAUAAGAGAGCAAAAACUUAGGGAGGUUGGUAAACUGGAACAGGAUCUUGUCUUUGGUGAUGCUAGACUGAAGAAGUUAUCAAAUUUUUAAGCAUGCAUACUGUAGGGACUUUGUAGUCUGAAUCAUGCAUCUUUUUAUCUAAUAUGAAGUUUGUAAUACUUUUUUGACAAUGUUGAAGCCCCUUUGACAGGGUUUAAGCCGUGAGAAUAAGUUGUGAUUAUUGAUGGUUUGUGCAGCUAUUUACCUCGAGAAAUUUGAGGGUGACAAAGGUUCACAGUUGAUGCAGGCAUUUGAUUGGCUUCUUUCUUUUCCUAUCCCUGACCAUAUACACUGCAACUACAGUCUCAGAUGUUUCGGAUUACUACCCUCUACAACACUUUGCUGAGAUGCUCAAUAAAGCUGGUUUGCAUGACGUUCACUCAACGCUUCUAUAUUGCCUCACAUCCUUUUCUAAGAUGCCUGAUUUCGGUACACUAAGUGGUGAUUGAUGGCAUCCCUUCUGUAUAUCAAUUCACUGUCAUCUGUUUCUGGGUGGUAUAUUAUGGAACAUCUGUCUGAGCGUUUCUCUCAUUUAAAUGAGACUAAUGAUCCUUCCUUGAAUCAUGAUUGUGAAAAAAAAAUUGUAAGACUGGAAAAAGGAGGUGCAAUUCAUAAGCCGGAAAGUGGAGGUGAUGCUAAUACAGAGAAGAAACAGAACAAAGUUAAUCAGGCUGAAAAUAGUAAGAAAUUAUCUGAGGAAAAAAGGCUCAUGAAGGAGCAAGAGAGGUCGCGUAAAGCAGAAUUGAAGGAUGAAACCGCAAAACAGAAACAGUUGGCAAAAGAGAGGAAGAAGUUAGAGAAACAUAAGUUCAGUGAGAAAGACAUUGUGGCUUUGAUUGAUCCAAAGGUUCUGUCUGGUUCAGUUGGAGGUAGGCUCGGACCACUGCUAACCAUGUUUAGCCAGAAAGAUCUCAGGUUUGAAAUUUUUGCAAAUCCCUUUGAAAAAUCAAUUGUUUUGAGAAUAGAGACUCCCAAAGACAUUUCUCAGGUAAAUGGAACUAUAACUUGUUGAUAGUUUAUGUUGAUGAAAGUUAAUUCGAAGAUGCAAGUUGACCGACUCUUUUCCCUUAUGAACCUGUUCCUUAUACUUCUUAUGUUCUAAGGUCCUUUCUUUUCAUUUUUUUCAUCGAGGAAAUCUGGGUUAUCUUUGAUGCACUAUCCCACUAGUCUUCUUUAAUUUUUUGCGUGAUUGUUUUUGUAGAAUGAUUUAGGGCUCUGAAUGUGAGUAAUGUUAAGAACCGUCUUUGGGAGAUUCUUAUUUAUGCUGUUUUCUGGAUAAUUUACUUGAAAAGGGAUGAUGGGUACUUCUUAGAUGUAUGAAUAUGUAAUAGACUAGGAUUUUCAGAUUAUAAGUUCUAUUGAAACAAAAAUUUAAAGAUUAAAGUUUGAGUCUUUGAUUGAUAAUGGCAGAAUUUUGGAUACAAAAGUGAUAGGUUGCUUUAGGCUAUUAUUCUCUUGAUAACUUUAGGUUAUUACUCUUUAGGUGAUCACUGGAAAAGGAUUUAAAGACUGUCCAUAAAAUUAAGGACCUACCUUCUUAAUAAUGUCCAUUCUUUCAACUCGAAGCUCCUACCCCUCUCCAUGCUCUAUAAUCUUGGAUGGGGGAACAAUCGCGGAACCACUUUUGCAGUCAAUGUGGAUGAUUGACUGCUAUUGCAGCUUGAUAUGUCAGUUGGUUAUCUCAUAAACACUUACCAUGCUGUGAGGUUUCUCAAAUUCCCUUCCAAUGGUGAUAUGGGCGUGCAGCCGAUUGUAAAAUUGGAACACAGUCAAUAUAUAGACCCUAGCUUGACUGUUUGUGAUAGUUUUGUCUCUAAAAUCUAAUAUGCACAAUAAAUAUAUAGACCUACCUUGACUGUUUGCGAUAGUAAUCUCUUUGAAAAUCUAAUAUUUAUAUCCUACUUGAGAUUGUCCUACAUGUUCACCAGCAUAGCACCACAGCAACUCACCAGUACCGCAACACAGAUGACCACGCAGCAGCUGUUUAGGGUAAAAUUACCCAUGACAAAAUGGACCAAUCCGGACCUGCCACGUGUCCACCACGUGGGCCAAUCAGC
Chenopodium quinoa (quinoa) is the source of this 2663-nucleotide messenger RNA. Its product is annotated as crossover junction endonuclease EME1B-like. Bases 1055 to 1618 code for a protein of 187 amino acids. Gene Ontology annotation, biological process: DNA repair. NCBI's taxonomy places the organism in Eukaryota, Viridiplantae, Streptophyta, Magnoliopsida, Caryophyllales, Amaranthaceae. The transcript has 7 exons. The record is from RefSeq and is a predicted model, not a curated record. Gene Ontology annotation, cellular component: Holliday junction resolvase complex; nucleus.